Molecule: messenger RNA, 1491 nt
Organism: Auanema sp. JU1783
Lineage: Eukaryota; Metazoa; Nematoda; Chromadorea; Rhabditida; Rhabditidae
Source: the annotation of a GenBank genome assembly
AUGUCUUGUCGACUAUCAGGACUAUCUGAUUUAUCACCAACAGAAUUCUAUUCAUUAGCAUGUGCCAGCUGUUUCUAUUAUGUAUACAUGCAGAUGAAGCCUUAUCAAGAUAUUUAUUAUUCUGAACGAUGUACUGAUGGCUUACUGAUUUGCUCAAAAUCACAACAAGCCGAUGAGAUCUGUUCAUGUGAUAAUCCUAAUUAUGUCUAUAAUAUUCAUGAUUUUUCAUCAAAUAAAUCGAGGGUAACAUCAUUGGAUAAGUUAGUUCUUACACCACCGUUACCGGAUACAUUCUAUCAUCUGACGAAGCAAUGCUGUGAAGCUGCUCGACAAUGCUGCUCCAAUGUACUUCUACCAGCAAGUUUGAAUUUAAAUAUUAGUAAAGCAUGUCCCGCAACCUGGGAUGGAUGGCAGUGUUUCGAUAGUUCUGAUCCAUCAAUCGUGAGUACGGAAUGUCCGACUUACAUAUAUGGAGAUUACUCAAGGAAUAUGUAUGGACAAAAUGCUGUUAAAGAAUGCACAAUAGAUGGAUGGGGCAAAUCUCCACAUGGCUCAAGUGAAUGGACAGAUUAUACGGGAUGUCAUUCAGUCCAGCAGGAUGCUCAAGUUAAGCUUAUGGCAGGCAUUGUAGCGUUCUCUAUCAGUGUUCUCUGCAUCAUUCCGGCAAUUUGCAUAUUAUCUUUAUUGAGACCACUAAGAAGUCAGCCAAUGUUUGUUCUUCAUCGACAUCUGCUGACAUCAUUUUUGCUUUCUGGCUUAUUUUACUUGUUCAACUGCUUCUUUUUCAUAGUUAACGGAGCUCCUGGUGACAACUUAUACUUGCUCAAUGACAUAUCCUGCAGACUCUUGUUCUUAGUUCAACUGCGAUUUCUGCGAUUAUCAACCUUUUCAUGGAUGUUAGCUGAAGGUGUUUAUCUGUAUCGUCUACUGCACAGUACAAGUGCAGAAGGAGAGAGUUUACGUCCUUACAAAAUUCUUUGUUGGGGCGUUCCAGCAAUACUGUCUGCAGUGUAUGGCAUACUGCGAGAAUUAUUUGAUAAUGAAGGAUGUUGGGUAUCUCCUUCUGUCUACGGCUUAAUAGAAUGGACCGUAAUGGCUCCUUGUCUAAUUGCUCUAUGUGUCAAUAUGCUGCUAGUUACAUUUAUCAUGUAUAUCCUGGUGAAGAAAUUACGCUGCGAUCCGCAUCUUGAAAGAAUGCAAUAUCGUAAGGCUGUAAGAGCAGCAUUAAUGCUUAUCCCCGUAUUUGGGUUGCACUUCCUCUUUACCAUAUAUCGCAUUCCAAGUGUAACUCAUCAAGUGAUUAAUUUGGUCUUAGACGGAUUACAAGGAUGUGCUGUGAGUGUUAUCAUAUGCUAUACAAACAAGACAGUUUUGGAAUGUGUCGUCAAACGAUGGACUGUCUUCUGUGAGAAUAGAUCAAUGACGAAGGAAUGUAAAGCUCGUACAAGCAUCCAGACAGACACCCGAACUCCCCUAGUUCAUAACUUAUAA